This is a messenger RNA of Hippocampus zosterae (dwarf seahorse), 2744 nucleotides long. It is a transcript of the gene siah1, whose product is annotated as siah E3 ubiquitin protein ligase 1. Gene Ontology annotation, molecular function: ubiquitin conjugating enzyme binding; zinc ion binding; ubiquitin protein ligase activity. Gene Ontology annotation, cellular component: cytoplasm. Bases 579 to 1439 code for a protein of 286 amino acids. Gene Ontology annotation, biological process: proteasome-mediated ubiquitin-dependent protein catabolic process; multicellular organism development. The record is from RefSeq and is a predicted model, not a curated record. The transcript has 6 exons. Lineage: Eukaryota; Metazoa; Chordata; Actinopteri; Syngnathiformes; Syngnathidae.
AGCCUGCGGGUAGAAGCCGAGUAAGGGCGCGCUCCCGAGGCAAACUUCAACAACCGUGCGCGAGCCCGAGUGGCUGCUCGUUGCUACUAUUAGCGCCUGGCGUUUCGGCUCUGCCUCACGAGAAUUUGCGAAUGUGUUCCCCUGCUGCUAACCAAGGAAAGACGGACUACACCGAGCCACUGUCAAGCUCCUCUCUGCGUAUCCGCCGUUUUACCCGCGCUGAAGUCAAGGACAUUUCUUUCGAGGGUCGCAGCGGGUACUGGAGCCUAUCCCAGAUGUCUUCGAGCAGCAGGGGGUGACAAGCUUAACCGGUCGCCAGCCAAACGCAGGGCACACAUAGACGAACAACCAUCCGCUCUCGCACUCAUACCUAGAGACCAUUUAGAGUGUUCCAUUAACCUGCCACUCAUGUUUUUUAAUGUGGGAAGAAACCGCAGUUCCCGGAGAAAACACAUACAGGCACGGGUAUCGAAUACUGCACCUCUGCACUGUGAGGCUGGCGCACCAAUAUAUGAAUCUUGUGGAUAUACUAGCUCCCUACAUUUCAAGAGAAGACGAAAGCCUUAUUUGCAAAUCUUAUGGACGAAGAAAUGAGUCGCCAGACUGCCACCGCGCUGCCCACAGGAACAUCCAAGUGCCCUGCCUCCCAGCGCGUGCCCACCCUGUCAGGGACCACCGCCUCCAACAGUGACCUGGCCAGCCUGUUUGAGUGCCCGGUGUGCUUCGACUAUGUCCUGCCCCCCAUCCUUCAGUGCCAGUCGGGUCACCUGGUAUGCUCCAAUUGUCGGCCCAAGCUCACCUGCUGCCCCACAUGUCGGGGGCCGCUGGGCUCCAUCAGGAACCUGGCUAUGGAGAAGGUGGCCAAUUCGGUGCUCUUCCCGUGCAAAUACGCCUCGUCGGGCUGCGAAGUCACACUGCCGCACACCGACAAGACGGAGCACGAGGAGCUGUGCGAGUUCCGGCCGUACUCGUGCCCGUGUCCCGGCGCCUCCUGCAAGUGGCAGGGCUCCCUGGAUGCCGUCAUGCCUCACUUGAUGCACCAGCACAAGUCCAUCACCACACUGCAGGGGGAGGACAUCGUGUUUUUGGCCACGGACAUCAACCUGCCCGGCGCAGUGGACUGGGUGAUGAUGCAGUCGUGUUUCGGCUUCCACUUCAUGCUGGUGCUGGAGAAGCAGGAGAAAUACGACGGCCACCAACAGUUCUUUGCCAUCGUGCAGCUCAUUGGGACUCGCAAGCAAGCGGAGAACUUUGCGUAUCGGCUGGAGCUCAACGGCCACCGGCGCCGCCUGACCUGGGAGGCCACGCCGCGCUCCAUCCACGAGGGCAUCGCCACCGCCAUCAUGAACAGCGACUGUCUGGUUUUCGACACGUCCAUCGCGCAGCUCUUUGCCGAGAACGGCAACCUAGGCAUCAACGUGACCAUCUCCAUGUGCUAAGAACUCACUGAUAUAAGCCAAAGGGGAUGGGGGGGAGGGGUCUGGUGACUGGGGUGUCGGUUGGUCAACCACUCGGCAGGCAUUUGGAUAGGGUCGAAACAGCUCGGCUCGGUCUCCGUCGGACUAUUUGAAGACACUAUGGAUGUGGUAUCGGACUGUCUUGUCGGGCAGCCGUGAGGAACUGAGGCGGGUGGAUGAACAUGAGCAGAGGAGGGUGUGGAGGUGACCGCAGCCUUAUAAACACGCAAAACAAACAUACGUGUGAGAUUCACACUCGCAUUCUCACCCGGUUACUCGUCUAGGCGUUAUCUGUCAGUGUCUUCGCCAUUCUUGUUUCAGUGUCCGCUCGUCCAGUUGCUCACCUCCACCACACAUGCACACACAUUACCUGAUAUCACACAGACCCCAUGAUCCACGCUAGGCAGUUGACAAGCCAUCUAGCGUCAUGUGAACAGACCCCCCCCCCCCCCCCCCCCCCCCCCCCCCCCCCCAUCUUCCGACUGACAGCUGUGGUUUUGCAGCUGCCUGUGUAGCCCCGGACAACACAGCCAAAUCUGUCGUCAACGGCUGUGCCACCAAGUUAUGUAGCUCCGGGAAUUUGGGACAUCCUACAGUCCCCCCCGCCACCGCCAGCACGGACGACUGUGCAACGGACACAUGUUUCAUCACAUAAGUUGAUUGUUUUUUAUUGAUGUUUCAACAAGCUCCUUUCACAGCCUUGUGAAGACUCGGAUGGAUUUUUUUCCACACCCCCAAAAAUGACUGUGGAUGACCGUGCGUGUGUGCGACCGAGGGGGGAAAAGAAAAAAAGAUCAGUCUUGUUUGUUUUGAAGAAUAGCAAGGGGGGGGGGGGGUGAAUUAACAGCAAUUCAGUUCAGUCAAAUGUUCUUUGGGGGAUUUCUUCAAUAUAUUGAGAGAGGUGAACCAAUUGGCCAGCGUAUCUGCACCAUCUCUCUUCCUCAGUGACCAGGAUGCUACUGAUAUUACAUGGCGAUGAUCCUUAUUGUUUGUCCAAUUGCUUCCCAAAAACAACAGGUGGUUGUCAAACUUGUGGCAAGGCGCGGUGUCUUUGUAGAUUCAAACAAGUCUUCUUUCCUCCUCCUGGUCGGAUUGUUUUUCUUUCUCCUGUCAUGUUUGUCCGUAUGUCCUCUUGUGGUAAGUCGUCUUUCCUCUUUUUUUGUUUGUUAAUAAACGUGAGCAUUUUCUUCAUGUGGAGUUGCCGUCAUCUUGCUGCUCUCCCUCAACUGGACCCCCCUUUACCUUUUCUGUUUUAACAUGUCAUGAAAUAAAUUUAUCUUUUUCAUA